Molecule: messenger RNA, 845 nt
Organism: Talpa occidentalis (Iberian mole)
Lineage: Eukaryota; Metazoa; Chordata; Mammalia; Eulipotyphla; Talpidae
Gene: DRGX
Product: dorsal root ganglia homeobox
Exons: 6
Coding region: 1-795 (264 amino acids)
Biological process (GO): regulation of transcription by RNA polymerase II
Molecular function (GO): RNA polymerase II transcription regulatory region sequence-specific DNA binding; DNA-binding transcription factor activity, RNA polymerase II-specific
Source: RefSeq, a predicted model, not a curated record
AUGUUUUACUUCCACUGUCCGCCACAGCUAGAGGGCACUGCACCCUUUGGUAACCAUUCCACGGGAGAUUUUGAUGAUGGGUUUCUGCGCAGAAAACAACGGCGGAACCGAACCACAUUCACUCUUCAGCAGCUGGAAGCUCUGGAGGCAGUUUUUGCCCAAACACACUACCCUGAUGUCUUCACUAGAGAAGAGCUAGCCAUGAAAAUAAACCUCACAGAAGCCAGAGUGCAGGUUUGGUUCCAGAAUCGAAGGGCCAAGUGGAGGAAAACAGAGCGAGGGGCAUCUGACCAGGAGCCUGGAGCGAAAGAGCCCAUGGCAGAGGUAACCCCUCCACCGCCUGUGAGGAACAUCAAUUCCCCACCCCCUGGGGACCAGACCCGGAGCAAGAAGGAGGCCCUAGAGGCCCAGCAGAGCCUGGGGCGAUCAGUGGGUCCCACCGGACCUUUCUUCCCCUCCUGCUUGCCGGGGACACUCCUGAAUACAGCCACAUAUGCCCAGGCUCUGUCACACGUUGCUUCCCUGAAGGGGGGCCCCCUGUGCUCUUGCUGUGUCCCAGAUCCCAUGGGGCUCUCCUUCCUCCCCACCUACGGCUGCCAGAGUAACCGCACGGCCAGCGUGGCCGCCCUGCGCAUGAAGGCUCGUGAGCACUCAGAGGCCGUGCUGCAGUCGGCCAACCUCCUGCCAUCCACCAGCAGCAGCCCCAGCCCUGCGGCCAAGCCGGCACCCCCGGAAGGCAGCCAGGACAAGACCCCUCCCACCAAGGAACAGAGCGAGGGUGAGAAGAGCGUAUGAGGGUCUGGAGUGCCCAUGCCCCGUGUGCCCUUCCCUGCCCCCUGCUUCUC